Molecule: messenger RNA, 1277 nt
Organism: Amphibalanus amphitrite
Lineage: Eukaryota; Metazoa; Arthropoda; Thecostraca; Balanomorpha; Balanidae
Exons: 3
Coding region: 164-505 (113 amino acids)
Source: RefSeq, a predicted model, not a curated record
AUUAGCUCUCUCGGAGGAGGCGUCCCGUAGCGAUUGACGUCGUCGUCUGGCCCCGAGGAGCCGCGCUGGCCCGGCCACAAACGAGUUCUGAGAGCUGCCGACGUGACAGUGCCGCUAGAGAGUGCGCUGCACCUUGUCCUCUAUACCGUCUCACCGAGUCAAGAUGAACCGCUGUACCCCGCCACCACCACUGCUGGUGCUGCUGGUGCUGGUGUGUGUGCUGGUGAGCGCGGCACCAGCCGCCGCCAGCCCCGCCCUGCGUCGGUCAGAGCGGGACGCGAUAACCUGUUUCUCGGUACACGAGACGUUCCGACUCGGAGAGGUGUUCUCCGAUGAGCACUGCAGGAGGGUCAAGUGCAUCGAGUUCCUGGGCGAGGGCUUCGUCAUCGAGGUGGAAAAGUGUCCUCUGCCGGACAUUCCCGAGGGAGCCGACUGCACGAUGACCGAGCCCACCGAGGAGCGUUUCCCGCUCUGCUGCCCCAAGGCGGUCUGUGGAGCCGUCUGAGGGGGCGCUGAACACACUGCAGAGACGACAGUAGCCGCGGUGUUGUGGCGUUCUGCCGCUGUGUUCUGCUUCUUUUGUUCCGUACUAUCAACAAAAAUUAUUUUCUGAUUUUGUAUCUAUAGACGGGCUGCUAAACGAGGGUCAGCCUAACUGUUAGAGAAUAGGUCCGAAAAUGUCUAUAAUUCAAAUAACACGUGUCUUGUUUAUCGUCAUGAUGGCAUGUGUCCAUAUCAAGUUGUGAAACGUGAUUUGUACUGUUUUUCGUCAAACAUCUAUCCAAGUUUGCGUUGUUUGAUUCAUGAAUGGGUUGAAAAGGAAGCACGCGACAGAUAUAUUCUGUAGCGAAGGCAGCGCCAGAAUGCACGGCGGUGCACCCUACAUACUAAGACCGAUAUGUUUUUACGCCGGCGGAUAAUACUGUACCGCAGCACUUCUACAUGCGCACAGCAGCACAGUCUACCUAUCAGCCGUAAUCUACUUCGCCGGCGAACAAUACUGUACCGCGGAACUAGGACGCACAGCGGCACAGUCUAACUAUCAGCACUUUAUGUUCUGAAGCACCGUCGGACAAUACUGCGCCGCAGCGCUGAGGUGCAUGGCGGGACAGUCUACCUAUCAGUUCUUUAGUAGCGCCGGCAGUGAUACUGCGCCGCAGCACUGUGAUGCAUUGCGGGACAGUCUAUCUGCCAGUACUGCUUUCAUAUGUAGAUAUAGUAGAUACUACUACGUAAAGAAGGCAUCGCAGAAAUAAAAACAUGGGAAAACACAGAAA